Molecule: messenger RNA, 3866 nt
Organism: Boleophthalmus pectinirostris (great blue-spotted mudskipper)
Lineage: Eukaryota; Metazoa; Chordata; Actinopteri; Gobiiformes; Gobiidae
Product: ras-related protein Rab-35
Exons: 7
Coding region: 697-1326 (209 amino acids)
Biological process (GO): endocytic recycling
Cellular component (GO): plasma membrane; endosome membrane
Molecular function (GO): GTP binding; GTPase activity
Source: RefSeq, a predicted model, not a curated record
CUGAACGCAGCGGCGGAUGGAGAGGGAGAGCCCAGAGCGCAUGGGUCAUCUUCAGCGGGAGGCAGUCAGGUGUGGUCGGUUGCGCGGUGACUUACACUCCGCUACCCGGGAUCCAGAGAUCCGGAGGCGGGCUGCAUAGCGACCAAACCAGCGCCCACCGCCCCUCCACGGACACGAGCCGCGGAAAGAGCAACGACAACGCCAAUUUCUUUUUAAAACUGGACCAAAGGAAGUAGCAGCAGCAGAAGAAGAACCAAAGCCGGAGGAACUGAUUGCCUCCACCCUGCGAAUGUGAACACCUCCCAAAACAGGAAGCAGUUUACUUUUUAAAAAGGGACGCACUUUAAAACUCGUCACAUGACUCUUGUGUUGCAAGAUCUCCCUGCGUUUGUGGAAAAGGGCGAGACUCCACUGCACAGAUGAGCUGGAGUGGAAAUAGCCCGUAGCUGUGUAAUGGUGUUUAAACUGGACUGUAGUUAACCACACAGAAUGGACCGUGCAUGGACAGGUCUUCUGCACUCACACAACACUGGAAACUCCAAAAUCCUGCUGCUCACUGGAAAGGCGGCCAUGUUGCACUGGGAAUAAAACUGGGAGUAUUUUUGGACGGAUUGUGGUGCUGGAGGUCAGUGCGAUCGAUAAAGGAAAAAGGAGGAGCAGGAAAAUCCCAUAUUUCUGCGUUACUUUGGUGAUCCAAUGGCAGGGAAAGACUACAACCACCUCUUCAAACUUCUCAUCAUCGGAGACUCAAAUGUGGGGAAAAGCAGCCUCCUCCUUCGCUUCGCAGACAACUCUUUCUCUGGCAGUUACAUCACGACGAUCGGGGUGGACUUUAAGAUCCGGACGGUGGACGUAAAUGGAGAGAGGGUCAAAUUGCAGAUUUGGGACACGGCCGGACAGGAACGCUUCAGAACCAUCACCUCAACUUACUACAGAAACACACAUGGAGUGAUCAUCGUUUAUGACGUGACAAACCCAGAGUCGUUUGUGAAUGUGAAGAGAUGGCUCAACGAAAUCUCGCAAAACUGUGACAACGUCUGCAAGAUCCUGGUGGGAAACAAGAACGAUGACCCCUCCAGGAAGAAAGUGGAAACACAGGAUGCGGUGAGGUUUGGUGAAUCAGUCGGCGUGCGUGUGUUUGAGACCAGCGCCAAAGAAAACAUCAACGUGGAGGAGAUGUUUAUGGAGUUCACUCACAUGGUUCUUCGAGCCAAAAUCCAGAGUCAGAACCGAGCGGAGAGAGAGCGAGAGAGGGAGAGAGACACCGUGAACAUCAAUGCACAGAGGGACCGAGACCGGAGGAAGAGAGGCAAGAAGUGCUGCUGAGGUCCAGGCUGAGAUCUGGGUCUAGACCAGGGCAGAGAUCUGGACUAAGACCAGGAUUUAGACCUGGAGACUGGAGCGCAAGAGGGAGACAUGUGAAUAUCAGCGCACAGAGAGAGUGAGACUGGAGGAGGAGAGGCAAGAAGUGCUGUUGUUUGGCUGAAAUCUAGGUCUAGACCAGAACUGAGACCAAGACUUGGAUCUUGACUAGGACUAAGACUGGAGCACGAGAGGGAGAGAGAGAGAGAGAGAGACUGCAGAAAGAGGGGCAAGAAGUGAUACAGAAGUUCAGGUCAAGACCAGGGACCGGGACCAAGACCUGGGUCUAGACCAGUACCUGGACUAAGACCAGAGAAAGAUGAGCGAGAAGGGCUGCCAAAAUCCAGGCUAACACCUGGGUCUAGACCAGGAUUGAGACUAGGAUUGAGACCAGGAUUGAGACCAGGGACCAAGACUAGCUUCAAGAGGGGGAAAACACUGAAGUUUAGACCAGGACUGGGACUAGGAACAAGGCCGCAAUCAGAAGAAGAGGGGCAAAAAUGCUAUUGAAGUCCAGACCAAGACCUGGGUCUAUAUCAGGACUUGGAAAGGAUAAAGGUUAGCACCAAGGGAGACAUGAAGUGCAUCUGAGGCCAGGUCUAGACCAGGACCAGAGACCGGGGCUGGAUUUUACAGCAGGGAUUGGUGUUAAUUUUAAUGUUUAAAGUAAAAAAAAAACAAAAAAAAAAUUAUUAUUGAUCUCCUGCUUAGCCAUCUCACUUCACCUCCAGACCUCCUCCAGCGCUUUUUCUGACACAUCACAACGUCAGAACCUCUGAUAUCAAAUGUUCAAAAUGGUUGCCACACAACAUCUUGAGGUUUUCUUCUAGAAAAUACAAUGUUUUCGAAAAUGGACACCAGUAAUCACCAUUUACAACCAUGACAAAAAAUCCUGGAAUCCCUGUAUCCACUGCUAUUAGGAAAACUAUUUGUCUACGAGUAAACUUCAGUAAUGGAAUAAGUGUUAAUGAGAAUACCUGGGACUAAACUGGGACUAAACUGGAACUAACCCAGGACUCGAUGUGGUUCAAACCAGGAUUAAAGCAGCACCUCACCCGGACUGAAGCUGAGAGUUUCAGCAUGGAUCCUGCAGUGCCAAAGGACCAGUUUGUUUGUCUUGUUUCUUUGUUUACAUAGAUUUUAAUUGAAUAAAAUCUUAAUCUUUUUAAUGUACUUUCACCAUCUGAUUAACCACUCUAACCACAGAAAGGAGACCAAAGGGUUAACUCUGUUCAAGUCUGAGCUAUUUCAAACCAAUUUAUUUUUUAUUGACUGCUAAUCACAAUAUUAACCUUGACAUUAUCUCAUGUUUAUUCACUUAAAGAUGCACUAUGUAACUUUUCUGGUGGAAGAUUCAUGAUAUGCUUGUGUCUAAGGAGAUGCUUUACCUGAAAUUUUAUCACAGUAUGGCAUUAAACGCAUCUGUCGUGCAUUAAUUCAAUUACAACAUGGUGUUUAAUUGGUGAAAAAGAUUGUUACUGAGUUGAGUCACCUCUUCACAGAUCUGACCUGUAACUUUGCCUGGCGUUGUCUCCAUGGAGAUAAGAUCAGUUUACUGCCAAGCUAUGGACCAUUCCAGGCAAAGCAAUGACAUCUAGAAAAGUUACAGAGCGCAUCUUUAAUGUGGCAAGAUUCUCCCUUAAAAAGUGCACUCUGACUUUUCUGGUGGAGGAUCUGACAUCUGCUUGUCUCCAUGGAGAUGUUGUUGCUUUGUCUGGAAUGUCCCGGUAUGGCAUUAAACAUAUCCAUCUUGCAUUUACUCAGUAACACAGUGGGCUCACCUCUCCAUAGAUUUGACCUGUAACUUGGCUCUGUGGUGUCAUCUGCUGUCUACAUAGAGAUAAAUAAGUGUAAUGCCAUACUGUGGAACAUUCAAGACAAAAUCUCUGAAGUGAAGCUGGUGACGGACCCUCCCGCCAAGUUACACAGUGCACCUUUAAGGAUAGUUGAAAUAUAGUCACUAUCAAAACUCCUGUAACUGUACUGUAUUCAAAAGUUGAGUCAGUUUGAGACAUUUUCCCCCCAAAAUCUCAAAUAUUUAGGCCAAAAUUAGGUAUGUUUGUGUUUUGUUUUUUUAUUAGAAUGCCUCUGGAGGUAUAAGGAACAGUGUGCUUGGCCUAACAGGUAUCCACACUUCAAACUCUGACCCUGCAGCCAGGUCUUUGUAAUGAAACACUUGCCUUUACUCAGUGCUGUCCUGUGUGAUGUCACAUAGUACUUGAAAUAGCAGUGGCCACUGGAGGAAAAAGACAGUUGCAGAUUUACCUAGUGCGCACUGAAGUUGCCGAUAAUGCCUUUAAAAAUUCAUAUACAUAGUGAUGUAGUGAUGAUGUCCACCUAAAUGAUGCCAAAUUCAAAUCCAUUAAAGAGACUAGUUCAGUUGUGAAAAGGGAAGUAAGUUAUAACUUUGUGCCAAUGUUAAUGAGCCUUGCAUCAAUAAACUAAACCACCGCUGCCUGUUUGUUCAACCCAGAGCAAUAAACCUGUGAUUGUAUUGACUACAA